ACCUAAGGCGAGAGAAAGACACUUCGAGAACGCGGGAGGGAACUGAGUGAUUUGCCUCCCCGCCCCCUUCCCUGGGUGGCCGAGAGAUCGCGCUGACUGGAAGGGCGCAGCCCCUCGCCCGGCGCUCACUCAGCAGUCAGGGAGGCGAGAAAGCGGCCCCCGAGGCGGAGCCUCCGUCCUGCCCCCGGGUAUCGCUGCCCCCACCUGGGGGAGAGAGGCGGGCGCCGCGCUGCCCUCCCUCUGCGCCCCCGCCGCGUGGCUUGCGGCUUAUUUUCCCAGCUGGCAAGCGUCGCGCUGCAGACAAGGGAAUGCCUGUGGUCCUGCGUGCUCCAGAGCUCGGGGGCCCCCUGAUCCCGUCAAGCCCCCUCCAGGAUCGGAAGGGUUAAGAAUGAUGAGGAAGAAGAGGAAGCGAGGAGCGUCCCCCAGUCCAUGCCGCAGCCACGGCCACGGCCACGAACCCGACACGGCGCCCGCGCCGCCGCCCUCGCCGGAGCCCACGAGACCUGCAUGGACGGGCAUGGGCUUGAGAGCAGCACCUUCCUGCGCCGCUGCCGCCGCCUCCGCUGCCGCCGCCGGGGCUGAGCAGCGCCGCCGCCCCCAGCUCUGCCCGCCGCCCCUGGCGUUGCUGCUGCUGCUACUGCUCAGCCUCGGGCUGCUCCACGCAGGUGACUGCCAACAGCCGGCCCAAUGUCGAAUCCAGAAAUGUACCACGGACUUUGUGGCCCUGACUUCGCACCUGAACUCUGCCAUUGACGGCUUUGACUCUGAGUUUUGCAAGGCUCUGCGUGCCUAUGCUGGCUGCACCCAGCGAACUUCAAAAGCCUGCCGUGGUAACCUGGUAUACCAUUCUGCUGUGUUGGGUAUCAGUGACCUCAUGAGCCAGAGGAAUUGUUCUAAGGACGGACCCACAUCCUCUACCAACCCUGAAGUGACCCAUGACCCUUGUAACUAUCACAGCCACGCAGGAGCCAGAGAACACGGGGGAGGGGAUAUGAACCCUCCUGGUUACCUUUUUUGUGGCUUGUUCGGAGAUCCUCACCUUAGAACUUUCAAGGAUCACUUUCAGACGUGCAAAGUGGAAGGAGCCUGGCCACUCAUAGAUAAUAAUUAUCUUUCAGUUCAAGUGACGAAUGUGCCUGUGGUCCCUGGAUCCAGUGCUACUGCUACAAAUAAAAUCACCAUCAUCUUCAAAGCUCACCGGGAGUGUACAGAUCAGAAAGUGUACCAAGCUGUGACCGAUGACCUGCCGGCUGCCUUUGUGGAUGGCAGCACCAGCGGCGGGGAUGGCGACACCAAGAGCCUGCUUAUCCUGGAGAGGGAGAGCGGCCGCUACGUGGAGAUGCACGCCCGCUACAUAGGGACCACGGUCUUCGUGCGGCAGCUGGGUCGCUACCUGACGCUCGCCAUCCGCAUGCCUGAGGACCUGGCUAUGUCCUACGAGGAAAGUCAGGACCUGCAGCUGUGUGUCAACGGCUGCCCCCUGAGCGAGCGCAUCGACGACGGGCAGGGCCAGGUGUCUGCCAUCCUGGGGCACAGCGUGCCUCGCACCUCACUGGCACCGGCCUGGCCGGGCUACACACUGGAGGCUGCCAAUGCCCAGUGCCACGAGAAGAUGCCAGUGAAGGACAUCUAUUUCCAGUCCUGUGUCUUCGACCUGCUCACCACUGGUGAUGCCAACUUCACUGCCGCCGCCCACAGUGCCUUGGAGGACGUGGAGGCGCUGCACCCACGGAAGGAACGCUGGCACAUUUUCCCCAGCGGCAGCCAGGGGACGCCCCACGGACGCGGCCACUGGGCUGUCAGCCUCGGACUCCCAUGCUUGAUCUUCAUUGUGUUUUUGUAGGGGUCGUCUUUUGUGUUUUUUUGGGUUUUUCUUUUUGUCUAUAACAGAAUUUUAAAAUAUAUAUUGUCAUAAUAUAUUGAGUAAAAGAGUAUAUAUGUAUAUACCAUGUAUAUGACAGGAUGUUUGUCCUGGGGCACCCACCAGAUUGUACAUACUGUGUUUGACUGUUUUCAUGUAUGUUGGAGGUAGUGUUCUUUGAUUGUACUGAUUUUGUUUGGCAGUUUUGUGAAAUAUUUUAUAAUGUCCCUGCCUGGGGACCUGUUAGAAAGCACUUUAUUUUUUAUAUAUUAAAUAUUUAUGUGUGUACCUGGUUAGUACGUAUAGUACAUAUACACAGACACCAUAUGCAGCGUUCCCUUCGGAGAUGCCCAGUGACAGUGGUGGCAGCUGUUCCUGGCCCUUCAAUCCUGCCUUUUCCCUUGGCUACUGAUCUGCCACCCUGGGUGUGCGGCUUUCACUCGCCGCCUUCUGGGGGAAGCUGCGUCCUUCCUGUGAGCUAGGGGGUGUCUUUAGCCUCCUCCUGCCCUCCCUCGGUGUGGAGGGACAGCCCAGUCCCAUGACAGGCACUUUGGCUUUUGUGAAACAACGCACACAACGCAUCUCCAAGGAACCUCGCCCUCCUUCCCCGCUGUCACUUCCUCAGAGCGCAGGGAGAAUAUCACUACAGUUUUAACGAACUAAGAUCUUGUGAUCUGAGCACUUACCGUAUGUGGGGUUGAGCCAGACAAAACUGCUGUUCCAAUAGGCCAGAACGGUCUCGAGGUAGCAAUUUCACGGAUAAAUAAAUACCAGGCAUUUUGUUAGACCCCAGGAGCUCUCAGACUUUUCCUCACCCCAUGUCCCCGUUGUAUCUUUCACACCUUGCUUUUCUAAUUUGUGCAAGCCCACGUUCCUUGCCUUCUGGUUCUUGGUUGCUUCUGCUCAGAAGCAACCCUUGUCUGCAGCCCACCCCACCCCAGUAAACCCUCCUUAAUCUCACCUUAUGAACCCAGAGAUCAGGCUUUGUUGGAUUCUUGCUUCAUAUCCAGGCCCUGCUUCAGUCACAAAGGCCCUGCCACUCCUCCUCGCCCUCCACACCACGGUCUUCGCAACAGUCGCCAAUGUAUCUAUGCAUGGUGGGGUCUUCGCAACAGUCGCCGAUGUAUCUAUGCAUGGUGGAAUGAAUAGGGUGUUAGACGACAGGAACACUGUCCUGGCCUGAACCAGGAGGCGACUAAGUGGGUGCUGGUUAAUCCAGACAUUCUCACUAAACCAUAUUGCUCCUUGGGAGGUCUUUUUAUCAGAUAAGCUCCCUCUUAACAUCUGUAGUGAAUAUCCGUUAGUCAGUUGCUCAUUUAAUUUGGUAAAAUUCCUAUAAAGUAUCUCCUUGCCUCUUGCCUUUCACUGUUGUCAUGCUCUUGCAAAGGAAGAGCACCACCAACAAAAUUCAAGAACCAUGAGGCAGUGAGUUCUAGGGUAGGUCACUUUCUCUUGUAUGUCUGUAAAUGUUUGGUUCCAAGGAGAAAGGAGACAAUUUCUACUUUAAGUGCAAGAAGAAGGUAAUGAACUUUAAAUACCACAGCAGUUUGGAUCCAGACUUGCUCCGUUUUAGAUAACCAGAUAAUUUCUGCCUUUUGCCAUGUCCCGUUCAUUAGGCUUACUGCCAGAGGCCCCAACUGGCAGGAAAAGAGGAUUUCAGUUUGUGAAAGUCUAUUUCUUAAUGAACUGAGCUAUCCUCCGAACACAGGACGGAGCUGUGGGUUCAUCGGUAGGCGGCAAGCCUCCGCUCGUCUUCUAGUGUAUGACAGAAUCACCUGGCAAGUCUGGGAAAAAUCACAAAGGCAUCCUGCCACUUCUUUGACGAAAAUGCAACACGAGAGAACUGAAACCUACACCCGGUAAUCUUUUAUAAAACUGGACAGGGGCCCACCUGCCAUCACCUCUAAACUGGGGCUAUUUUGGUUCACCUAUGGAACCAUGUGCCAGGAUCAGAAGCUAGAGUUAGCUAGCAACUUUGUUAUGUAAUUGAAUAGAACAAAGGAGGAAAAAUAGAGUACUUAUAACCACUAUUCUUGUGCAAACAGUAUGAAAGUGAAGUAAAAGCAGUAGAACUUUCUACAGUAUCUGGCUUUAGAGUGUUUAUGGUUAAAAAACACCUUUGUCCUUUUCAGGGAAAGUGAAACCACCACCUCUACAGUUGGGGAAAGACACUUAGGCUGUGCGGCCAUAUAGAGCUGGGAAGGCCACUUAAAAGCAUUCUCUAUCACUACGAGUAUUUAUACCAGUGUAUUUGGCUAUUGCCCUUUACAGCCAGUGUUCCUGCGCAACAUUUACAAUCCCCACAGAUAACUGACAAAUACAGAUGCUUCUCUAGAGAAGGACCAGAUCAUUUUUCCGUUUCCUCUUCUAUCUAGAACUUCUAGAGAAAAUAGUACUUGUACAUUUUACUUUUUUAAAUCCUCAGCCCAGAGAGUUUCGGGUUGUAUCAACACGUGGAUAGGCUGUAGCUAUUCAGAGGUCUCUUGGGGGAGCUUAAAAUUGGGGGAGAACACUGGUUUUCACAGAUGCUCCACAUGGCUGUCUUUAAAAGACUCAAAACUUUCUUUUGUCCUUUUCUUCUCUUUGUUAUGCUUGGAAAUUCCCCCGUGUGUCGAGUCUUUGCAAAGAAACCUUUAGAUGUGGUUCAUAGGUAUAUGAAUAAGUAUCUGUGUAAAACAGUGUGUGUGCAGUGUGUAAAUACUUUAAAUUAUUAUGCUAGAAAAAUAAAGUUACAUACCAUGCUGUGGAA
Molecule: messenger RNA, 4610 nt
Organism: Mustela lutreola (European mink)
Lineage: Eukaryota; Metazoa; Chordata; Mammalia; Carnivora; Mustelidae
Gene: RGMB
Product: repulsive guidance molecule BMP co-receptor b
Exons: 5
Coding region: 389-1843 (484 amino acids)
Biological process (GO): BMP signaling pathway
Cellular component (GO): plasma membrane
Molecular function (GO): coreceptor activity
Source: RefSeq, a predicted model, not a curated record